This is a messenger RNA of Jaminaea rosea, 1925 nucleotides long. Its product is annotated as camp-dependent protein kinase regulatory subunit. NCBI's taxonomy places the organism in Eukaryota, Fungi, Basidiomycota, Exobasidiomycetes, Microstromatales. The record is from RefSeq and is a predicted model, not a curated record. Bases 1 to 1548 code for a protein of 515 amino acids. Gene Ontology annotation, biological process: regulation of protein phosphorylation. Gene Ontology annotation, molecular function: cAMP-dependent protein kinase regulator activity. Gene Ontology annotation, cellular component: cAMP-dependent protein kinase complex; nucleus. The transcript has 2 exons.
AUGCCGCUCCCAGCCGAGUACACGCAUCUUCUCAACGAUCUCAACCGCGAUGUGAUGCGGGCGGCUCCCUCGGACCCACUUCAAUUCUGCGCAAAUUGGUUCAAUGCUCGCCUCGAGCAGCAGCGUAAAGCUCACCUCGGGCCCUCGGGAACGGGUGAUGUCAAUAUGCUGGCACCUCACGAGACAGCGGCGCCCAUCAGUGCUGGUCCUUUCGCCCCUUCUUCCUCGUCGUCCUCGUCCGGGCCCUUCGCCUCUGCCAACCCAUUUGGCGCCGCACCGGUCAACGCCGCAACGGCCAGCAACGACAUGGACGACUCUGCGGACGACGGUGCCCCUUUCGCGCCUCCUCCGGCGUAUAACUUCGGCCGUCGCACCUCCGUCUCUGCCGAGUCUCUAGCUCCCGCCAGCAGCGGCCUCGAGACCUCCGCUGGCUCGACGAUCGCCAAGACUGUCAUUCCGAAGACGGACAGUCAGAUGAGCCGCAUUGCCAAAGCUACAGAGGGCAAUCUACUGUUCCGCAACCUCGAGGAGGACCAGUACCGGGAUGUUCUCCUCGCGAUGAAGGAGGUCAAGGUUGAUGCGGGUACAGCAGUCAUUGAGCAGGGAGCGCAAGGUGACUACUUUUACGUGGUCGAGAGCGGAACACUCGAUGUGUACAUUGAUGACCAUGCCGGACCCCGAACCGAGACGCAUUCCCACCUUGGCGAGAAGAAGAUCUCCUACGGCCCCUCGGCCUCCUUCGGCGAGCUGGCUCUCCUUUACGCACAGCCCCGUGCAGCAACCGUCCUCUCCACCUCGCCCUGCAUCCUCUGGGCGCUGGACCGCGUAACCUUCCGCUCUAUCCUCAUGGAAACCAACAACAGGCGCCGAGAGAUGUACGAAUCCUUCAUCAAGGAGGUGCCCCUCUUCGAGCACCUGUCCGCCUCGGAAAGGGCGAAGAUGAGCGACGCGCUUGAGUUGAGGAGCUACGAGGUUGGCAAAGAGGUUGUCAAGCAAGGAGAGAGGGGAACAGAGUUCUUUGUCAUUGUGGAAGGGGAGGCAGAAGUCAGGAAGAGGACCUUGGAGCGUGAGGAAGAGGCUGUGGGUAGGUUGGGCAAGGGGGACUACUUUGGUGAGCUGGCGUUGCUCAACAAUGCGCCUAGGGCUGCGACGAUUGUUGCGGCGCCCGCGAGGGCGUCGUCGGCGACUACGGCAGCAGCAGCAGGAGGUGCGCCAUCAUCACCAGACAGACUCCGCGUCGCCACUCUCAGCGAGUCGGCUUUCACCCGCCUACUCGGCCCCCUGGCAGGAAUCAUGGGACGUCAUGCCCGCGAAAGGUACGGUGUCUUUCCCUCGUCCUCCUCAUCAACGGCGCUCGGGAUCUCCGGUCCCGGUGACGUUGCCGGCUCACUCCCACCAUCCGCUCCUGCGGCAACGUCGUUUGCAGAGAUUGCCCCUCACGAGGUCGGGCCCACUGCUGGUGGCGCGGGAGCCGGGCAGCAACCUGGCGGUGGGACAUGGAUCGGAGGGUUGGGAACGAGCCCCUUUGGGGCGCAGGCCAGGGCGUGAUCGAGCACGGUACUCGACUUGGACGAUUGUAACGCGUAAUCGCAAUCGCACGAGAACCUCUGAUCUCUCUCCUCUAUCAGAUCCGAAAAAUAAUCUUGAUACUCUAUUCAUGCUGCACCCUUCGAGGCUGAUCCGACGAGAAAGCAGGAGCUGCAAAAUGGGAGCGGCGGUAUGAUUCUUGUGUGCUGUCGGGCCUAUAUAACAUAUGUAGUCGUAGUGCUGGUCUCGUCGUCAUCGUCAUCGCGGUCAUAGGCGCGGACCAGCCGUCGCCAUUCUUGUCGUCAUCAUCUCCACCUUCGCCCAUCCACCUGGUUCCUCAGCAGCAGGACCAGCCAUUGUACUUCGCGGCAGCACCUCCCGCAUUGAGAAACCCACUU